Athene cunicularia (burrowing owl) is the source of this 1046-nucleotide messenger RNA. It is a transcript of the gene SEC11A, whose product is annotated as SEC11 homolog A, signal peptidase complex subunit. The record is from RefSeq and is a predicted model, not a curated record. Lineage: Eukaryota; Metazoa; Chordata; Aves; Strigiformes; Strigidae. Gene Ontology annotation, cellular component: membrane; signal peptidase complex. Gene Ontology annotation, molecular function: serine-type endopeptidase activity. The transcript has 6 exons. Bases 29 to 628 code for a protein of 199 amino acids.
GCUGUACUACCAGGUGCUGAACUUCGGCAUGAUCGUCUCCUCCGCCCUCAUGAUCUGGAAGGGGCUGAUGGUGGUGACGGGCAGCGAGAGCCCCAUCGUGGUGGUGCUGAGUGGAAGCAUGGAGCCUGCUUUUCACAGAGGAGAUCUUCUGUUCCUCACAAACCGAAUUGAAGAUCCAAUCAGAGUGGGAGAAAUUGUGGUCUUUAGGAUAGAAGGAAGGGAAAUUCCUAUAGUCCACCGUGUCCUAAAGAUUCAUGAGAAGCUGAAGAGUCCUGGUCUGUUGUUUCUUGUAUGGAAGUGGUUCCAGACCUUGCUAUCCGUUUCUGAACCUUUGCCAGUUCUUCUCUCCAUUUCAAAAAAGGAUGUAGGGGGUUCAGAACUGCACAGAGCAUUCAAGAUGCAAAAUGGUGACAUCAAAUUUUUGACAAAGGGAGACAAUAACGCGGUUGAUGACAGAGGGCUGUACAAACGAGGGCAGCACUGGUUGGAGAAAAAGGACGUAGUAGGACGAGCAAGAGGAUUUGUGCCCUAUAUUGGAAUAGUGACUAUCUUAAUGAAUGAUUAUCCAAAAUUUAAGUAUGCAGUCCUCUUUUUACUGGGUUUAUUUGUGCUGGUCCAUCGAGAGUAGCCUCUUGCACUGAAGUACGAGGUGAAGGUGCCAUGGAUUUUUUAGAUGAACGUUUUUGGUAGAUGAUGGUCCGAUGUGCCAGGAGGAAGAAGAAAACAUGCAUUUCAAAGCUUCUUGCCAGUUUGGGUUUGUUUUGUUUUUUUACUGCAUAAGGGUGAAUGUUUGUCACAGUAUUUCCAAUGGUUUGUCACAUUUUAGCAUUUUUAGUGAGUUUUUAUAUUAAAAAUUUAAGCCAAACUGUUCAGUGUUUGUAUUUUGAAGCAGAGCUUCCUCUUGAAGUGCCUACAGGACUGUCCUCUAAGUCUCUGCCUCUGCUGGGCAAGCGUGACCUCUCCCUGUUCUGGCUGAACUGUUAAAUGGUCAGCUGUGGAGGUGGUGUUUUUUCCAAUAGAACUGGAAUAAAGAUUUUGCAUCUUGC